AAGUUUCUGAAUGGUUUCAUUAAUUUUUAUAUUUUUCUUCAUAAUUUCCAUUGCAAACCAAUAUUUUAGAUUACUUCCUAUUUUUCCCAUUUCCCCUGAUACUAUGUAAGAUCCAAAGGGAGAGAUAGGUAUCUUGAUAUUUUUAUUAGGCAAUUUCUAAUUAUUUGGAGCCAAAACUUGUUCCAAGUCUUUAUUACUAGUAAUCAUGCUUCUUUUCUCCUGAUACUAGUAUAGAUUAUUAUUAGCUUGUUGUAACUUGCUUUCUUGGAUUGGGAGAGAUUGUGUUGCUGGGUCAGAUUGCAGUUAGGCUGACUGCACUGGAAAUUGCAUUUAAAAAUAUUAGUGACUUAACUGUUAGUUCAGUUUGAAUUCUCAUGUUUAUCAUUAUCACCAUGUCUUACUCUAACAGGAGUGAUUAUGUUGCUGGGUUGAGUUGUAAUUAGGAUUUUUUUAAUCUUGUUUUUAAAAAGUUCUUCUCAGUAAAGAUUUUUUUUUUUUUUCCAGACUUCUAAGAAGUUUACUACUUAUUAUGUGAACAUAUGAAUUUAAUCCAUUCAUUUCAUACAUGUCCCAGAGUAAACCUAUUUUUUGGGUUUGGCUCAAGGCUUUUUCUCCCUGGUCAAGCUUUCUAGAAAGAGAACUGACAUGAGAAAAUAUUCUUUUUUUGUAGUGUCUUAACUGCACAUUCUAUUCUUUAGCUACCUUGUGGGGUUUUGUACUUCCUCUCUGAUUUUAAAGGAAGAAGAACUUGCAAGAAUAAGAGUUUCUGGUUUGCUUCCAUUGAAAAACUUGCAACCUUUAACAUGCAAUGACUCUUGCACAUUCUAUUCUUCAGCUGCCUUGUGGGGUUUCCUCUUGUCUCUCUGAUGAUUAAAAGGAAAAAGAACUUGCAAGAAUAAGUGUCUAGUUUGCUUCCAUUGAAAAACUUAUAACUCUUUAACAUAUAGUGACUCAAGCCCACAGCUAGAAAGUUUUUAGAAAAACAAGUCUUUUGACUUGAGGAUUGAAAAAUCUUUAACUACUCAAAGAUCAUAUUUCUCAUGAUUUAUGAGCUUCUGAUACAAGAAAUACAAAAAUAGGUAAGUGAUCAACAAUAUUUAUAAGAACUCCUGCCCAUGUCCUUGACAUCCUUUAUUAUCAUUAGAAUUAAUAUUUUAUCUUGUUGAAGUUUGUGAAUCUAGUGCCAUGUACAUGUUUUAGACUCAAAAAGCAGUUACCCAUAUUGAAUACUGCUUCCUUGUACCUACCUGCAAGCAGCAGGCAUCAUUUUACCAUUCUGACAACCAGUAUCGGCAUUAUAAUCUGACCAAUGGAGAGAGACCUGUUGAACCAGCUAACUUGAGAGAACAGCCAAAUUUGCUUGAAGAUGAAAGGGUUCCAAGAGUUGUCGCAGAUCAACCGAUAUCUUUUGAUGCAAUUGGAGAUUUUAAUGCUGGUUACCCACAGGAUGCCUAUGCUUCUAUUAACCGACCUUUUUAUUAUGGAGGCUAUGACAAUAGUACCAGUUAUUGGGAUGGAUAUCCUCAUUAUGUUAAUGCUGAUAGCAUGCAAGUUUUUCCUCCGUUCGGGUUAUGGCUUUAAUCCUCAAAUGGCAUAUGGACAAUAUACCAAUGUUGCUACCCCUCUUCCUUCUCUAAUGGUGGAUAGGCAGCUAUACUCCCCACAUCAAAAUCCAUUCUCUCAACCUUAUUAUCCACAAUCAAUUCCUAGUGUGCCGAACAUAUCUUCAGCAGUUUCAGUUCCUCAAACUGAGCUGAUGGCACCAGAAAGUAGCGUCCAAGAGGGUUUCAGUGGCAACAUGCGUUCUAGUCAAGGAUCAAGUUAUGUCAUACAGUUCGGAUCUUUUGGUAGAGGGGGCCUUUCACAAAAUUCUGCCUAUGGUCCUGGUUCAUCUAAUUUUCAGGGGGAGUUUGUACCACCCAACUUCUUGCCUAAUCAAUCAAAUCUUCCAGAAGCAGAUGUGUCUUUGUCUUCAGUGACGUCUCAGGCAGCUCAUCCCCAACCAGUUGGAAUACUUGGUUCAUACGAGCUCAAUGUUAGACAGAGAGCAGCACAUGGACUGGGAUUGGUACCAAGUUCCUCUAACAUAUUCUACCCAGAUGGUGGCCUUUAUGAGAGCACUAACUUUGGUGGUGCAUCUGUUUCUCCGUUGGGAGCUAAUGAUCGGAACAGACUCAUUCUUGACAAGGGAAAAAUACGAGAAAGGGAUCGAAGUUCAGGUGUCUUUUCAACUGAUUCGUCUAACUUCUCCAGUGACCGUAAUCGGGGACCAAGGGCUUCAAAGCCAAAGGGCCAGAGCACCUCUGGACAGGGAGUUUCCUCUUCUUCCAGAAAAAGUGAUGCAUCAAAUUCUGUGGUUCACUUUGAUUCAUACAACCAACCAGAUUUUGUUACAGAUUACGAGAAUGCCAAGUUCUUUAUAAUCAAGUCUUACAGUGAAGAUAAUGUUCACAGAAGUAUCAAAUACAGCGUUUGGGCCAGCACAGCACUUGGAAACCGUAAAUUGGAUGCUGCUUAUCAAAAAGCAAAGGAGAUAGAGACCAAUUGUCCAAUCUUCCUGUGUUUCUCGGUCAAUGCUAGUUCGCAGUUUUGUGGAGUAGCAGAAAUGGUUGGACCUGUAAAUUUUGAGAAAGAUGCAGAAUACUGGCAGCAGGAUAGGUGGAGUGGGUUGUUCCCGGUCAAGUGGCAUAUUAUCAAAGAUGUACCUAACAGUCUAUUUCGUCACAUACUACUAGAAAAUAAUGAAAACAAGCCUGUUACUCACAGCCGAGACACACAAGAGGUGAAUUUGGAACAGGGUAUCGAGAUGUUAAAAAUUUUUAAGUCUUAUGAUGCACAUACAUCCAUCCUAGAAGAUUUUGAUUUCUAUGAACAAAGGGAGAGAGCUUCAAAGGAAAGAAAGGCCAGACAGCAAGCUUGUUCAACAACAAAAAGUCCAGGUUCUGAGGAGUCUGUAAACCAUGUUUCCAAUAGCUUUUCUCAAUCCCUCCAGUUGGAAGAGAGUGAUAGGGAAGUAAUAGCAACUGAAUGGGGUGACAAUUCAAGGACAGAAUCAGGGGCCCACUGCUUGGAAGAGAGUGGUGAAGCAGUGGAACCUGAAAGGGGUUGUAGCACUACAACAGGUGCUCUGGUUUCACUUGCUGAUGACUCCAUGAACCAAAUGUCUGAUAGCUUUGCUCAAACACUACGGUUGGAAGGGAGUAUUAAAGAAUUGAGAGCUGCUUCUAGCUCAGGAACUGAUGCUGAGGUUUCACUUGAUGAUGCCAUAACCCUAAUGACUUUAGAAUCCAAAAAGAAUAAUAAAGAACUACCAAGAGCUGGAAGGAUUAACAGCCCAAGACCAGAUGCUUUUGUUUUACUUGUUGAUUACCCCAAGGGCCAAAUAUCUGAUAGCUCUGUUCAAUCCCCACAGUUGGAAGAGAGUAGUAAAGAAGUGUAGACAACUAGAAGGCUUGGGUAUCAGAAUUAAUCCUGUCAACCUGAUGGUAACAGUUGUAUUGACUGGUCAAAGUGGUGGUGUAGCUGUAGUGGGCAUCCCAGGAGUGGUUGCAUGCAUCUUGGACAUGCUGCUGUAACCUAACAUAUUCCUUGUUCUCUUUGUGACUCUAGUCUUCGUCUGCUGACUACAUUUGAGGUGGUAUUUUGGACACCCAAGUGACCCGGAUGUUUUCCAUAUAAGAUGUUGGUUUUUGUGUUUUUUUCGUUUUUUUCUCUUUCCAUUUAUAGUUCUGUUGAUUGUUUGGAGCAGAGAGCCAGUAACAUUCAGGCAGGGCUUUGGAUGCAGAUGGUGUGGAAUUCAAUACUCAUUAGCCCGUCUUUUCCAGAGUUGUUUCCUAUGAAGGAAGGUGGUGUUGAGCAUAUUGAAGUAACAGGUGUGGGGUGUUCCGCUCAAGAAGAUUAUGACCCUGAUUCCAUUCUGGUUGUAAUGGUGGGAUUUUUGUUUUAAUGGUUUGUAUGAAGGCAGUUGGGUGUUGUAAUCUGCUUCUUGAUAAAAAGGAGUUGUAAACAUCCCCAAUUUGGGAUGAUAAAUUGUAAAAGAAUGUUACAGAUGCAUCCAAGAAUUGUGUAAAAUCUUUGUUUGAGGUGCAUGGGAAGGCAAUAUGGAGUGAGAUGGUUUUUCUUC
Vitis vinifera (wine grape) is the source of this 4123-nucleotide messenger RNA. RefSeq names its product YTH domain-containing protein ECT4. The coding region runs from base 1367 to 3439 and encodes 690 amino acids. The transcript is spliced from 8 exons. Gene Ontology annotation, cellular component: cytoplasm. Gene Ontology annotation, molecular function: mRNA binding. The record is from RefSeq and is a predicted model, not a curated record. NCBI's taxonomy places the organism in Eukaryota, Viridiplantae, Streptophyta, Magnoliopsida, Vitales, Vitaceae. Gene Ontology annotation, biological process: mRNA destabilization.